UCUAACCAUCAAAAAAUGCGUUUAGAAAAAUGUUAUUUUUGUUCUUCUACAAUAUAUCCUGGUCAUGGAACUAUGUUCGUUAGAAACGACAGCAAGAUGUUUCGCUUUUGCAGAAGCAAAUGUCAUGCUGCUUUCAAGCACAAACGUAAUCCUCGCAAAGUUCGUUGGACUAAAGCAUUUAGAAAGGCUGCUGGCAAAGAAAUGGCCAUUGACUCUACAUUCGAAUUUGAAAAACGCCGUAAUGUACCAGUUCGAUAUGAUCGAGAACUAAUGGCCACAACUGUUAAAGCUAUUAAGCGGAUUUCUGAAAUUAGAGCUAAACGUGAACGUGUCUUUUAUAAGAAUAGAAUGUCUAGCAACAAGGAACGUGAAAAGGCAGAAAAUAUACGCGAAAUUCAAACGAAUAUUGAACUUAUUGGAGCUCCUUCUGCCAAGAUUAAGGCACAAAUUGCUAAAGUCACUGAGAAAAUGCAACAGAAUAGUGAUAUGGAAAUUUUAUGAUGUGUUCUUUAAAAUUUAACCUUUUCUUUCAUUGGAUGCUGCAUCUCCCAUAAUAUAUCAUCCCGAUAAAGCUGUGCGGCUGAUUUCACCAAAUAAAUUAGAAUUUAACAUAGUCUCAAUUCAAAUAAAAUAAAAGAAUAAAAUACUUACCAUUUUCAAUAUUGUAAUUUGAU
Rhizophagus irregularis DAOM 181602=DAOM 197198 is the source of this 674-nucleotide messenger RNA. RefSeq lists its product as uncharacterized. The record is from RefSeq and is a predicted model, not a curated record. Gene Ontology annotation, biological process: ribosomal large subunit biogenesis. Gene Ontology annotation, cellular component: nucleolus. Lineage: Eukaryota; Fungi; Glomeromycota; Glomeromycetes; Glomerales; Glomeraceae.